Lolium perenne is the source of this 2297-nucleotide messenger RNA. RefSeq names its product protein PLASTID TRANSCRIPTIONALLY ACTIVE 12, chloroplastic. Gene Ontology annotation, cellular component: chloroplast; nucleus. Lineage: Eukaryota; Viridiplantae; Streptophyta; Magnoliopsida; Poales; Poaceae. Gene Ontology annotation, biological process: positive regulation of DNA-templated transcription; plastid transcription; positive regulation of red or far-red light signaling pathway. The record is from RefSeq and is a predicted model, not a curated record.
AAGCCCUUCUUCUUGCUCGUUAUCCUGAAGGGAAAACCUUGGUGCCCAGCCAGCCAGCCUAACCAUGGAACACAGAGGCUAGCUCCCCAGCACCUGACUCCAGAUAACUCUACCCUCUCCGCUUCUUGAACCCCUCGUUGUAGCUUCCUCGUCCUCUUCCAACCCGAAGCCGCGGUCAGCACCAACCGCCGCGUCGGGCCAAGAACCAUGGCGUCCUGCUCCCGCCCUUGGCUCUUCCCAGGCAUGUCGCCGCCGCCGGCUGCCUCCUCCGCCGGGCCGGUUCCUCUCUUCUGCAAGUAUUCAAUGGUGUUUGCUAGUUUGCCUCAGCGGAGAAAAGCAGGGUCGGUCAGAACGCGGAGAGGCAGGAUCAGGUCUGUCAAGGAUGACUCUAUCCAUUUAGAUCCCUCCAAGAUUGAAGCGCCACCGUACUCCAGUUACUUAGACUCCACGUCCGGUCAGCUCGAGCCGGCGUCCGGUGCCCGGGCAAGCAUACCUGGGGAGGAGUACUGGCCGGAGGGCACUGCAGCUCGCGUGCGUGCUGCCCGUGCACCUGCACCGGUUGGGGAGUCGUCCGGGACUCCGUCUCUUGGCAAGAAGCCCGGGAGUAGGAGGAAAGGGUACAAGGGGCAGGUAGGAUCGGCAUCAGCAGCGGAUGGCGAUGGCGAUGGCGAGUUCAUUGUGGCCACUGAGGUUCCGUUAGAUGAUACGUUGGAGGAAACAAAGGAUUCACUGGAUGAAUAUGUCACUUACGAGGCGCCCAAGGAAGAGACUCUGAGCGAGUAUGAGAUGGACAAGAUGAUGGGGCGGCCGCACCCUUUUGUCGAUCCAGCAAAGGCGAUGUUGGCAGAGGAACCGAAAUCGAGCGAAGAGCUCUGGUGGAAUUGGAGGAGGAAGUCUGAGACAGAAAUGUGGUCACGAUGGCAGAGGAGGCGUCCAGAUGUUGACACGGUCUUUGCAAAGGCAAUGGCCGAAACUGGUCAGAUUAAAAUAUUUGGAGACCACCCUACAAGAACAGAAGCUGCUCUUGCCAAGACAAGAAGGCAUUUACACAAAGAGGAAAGGUUAGAAGCAGAGCAAAAGAGACUAGAAGAAAUAGGACCAAUAGCAUACUAUUCUGAGUGGGUCGAAGCAUAUAAACAAAAGGACACAUCAUGGGAAGCCAUACAGAAGCACUAUGAAGAGACUGGCGAAGAUGAGACUACUCAACUGAUAACAAUGUUUCAACACCAAACUGCCGGUGAAUUUCGCACUAUGAUGGGCACUGAUGUUCGUAUACAACGAGAUCCUUUGGCAAUGAGGAUGCGUGAAGACCAAAUUAAACAGAUUUGGGGUGGUGAUCCUGUUUACCCAACUGUGAACUAUGUUCAGGAUCCUGAUGUAGUGAUUGACUACAGGGGUCCGGAAUUUCAUGAGCCUACCCCUGAGGUUAUACCUUAUUUGAUGGAGCAUGGGAUAAUGAUCACGAAGGAAGAAAUGGAUGCACGUUUGAGUGAAGAGCAGGAUGAAAUCAAUCAAGACAUCAUGUACAUUCCUGAAGUCAAAGAUCCCAUGGCUACCGCUGUUGAUAUUGGAGAGCAUUCUUACAAUGAAGAUAGUGAUGAUGAGGAGGAGGUUGACAAAGCUGCAGCACAGCCUGGGUCGCUAGAGGAUGAGGAAGAUGGCGGGGAUGAGGCUGAGGAAGUUGAAGGUAAAGCGACUCAGAACUGGAGCGUUUUAAAAACUACUGGACAGGAUGAAAAACCAAAGGAAAAGUUAAAGAAAGAUCAGCUGUCACUUAAAGAUGCUAUUAAUGAUUCUGAGAACCUCACUGAUUUCCUUAUGGACUUUGAAGAAGAUGAGUAAAUACUGCAGGCGUUUAUUUUCGUCGUGCGCAUGACACAAGUGCACAAUCAUAUACAUUUGGAGGACUUACUUCCGGAGGCCCAUAGCCGCUAGGGGCGAUGAAGACAACUGGAUGCCCACAAAACUCCACCUGUUCAACCGGGCCAGUCAUGUUGGAGAAGGAUAUGGUAGUGUGGGAGAUCAUACGAUGGAAGAUAGCUGCAGCUGCCUGUUUGUUUGUUUGAGUCAGAUGUUGCAAUGCUGUUAGAAACAAGAACCCAAAUAGCUGAAACGUCGACAGUGCAAUGCUCUCUAUAGAUUAGACAGCAGCAAAGCUGACGGCACUGCUGUUGCACUCUAGGAUUAGCCAGCCAACAUUUCUCUUGGAUAGCUAGCUGCUUGCAUGUUACCGAUUGUACCGAGACAGCAUAAAGGACCAAAUAUAUGUACCUUGAGUCCGAAAACUUUGAGUAUCA